Messenger RNA from Oryzias melastigma (Indian medaka), 1561 nucleotides. RefSeq names its product crystallin J1A-like. The transcript is spliced from 10 exons. Lineage: Eukaryota; Metazoa; Chordata; Actinopteri; Beloniformes; Adrianichthyidae. The record is from RefSeq and is a predicted model, not a curated record.
GUAAACUUUGGGGCCCUCGAUCGCCCUCUUCUGGUGGGCGGAGAAAUAAGACAGAGGUUUUCAUAACAUGGAGGGUGUUGUUGUGUAAACCCGCAGCUGGAGUUCAGAGGAGCUACGGACUACAGCGCUGUUCGUCCUGCUGUCAGCGGUGAUAAAAAUGGCCUCGGCUGUGGCCGACAGGGCAAUAGGAGCCAUUGUUGGAUCAGCUGUUGCAGAUGCUGCAGCACAGCCUCUGCACUGGGUCUAUGACCUGCAGAAACUUAAGGGGAUUUUGGCUCAAGAUUCAAACCCGGAGUUCCGUUCUGAGUCUGCCAACCCUUUUUACCGGAGGAAGACGGGCGAGCAGAGUUGCUAUGGAGACCAGGCUUAUGUCCUGCUGGAAAGCCUGUCUGAAUGUAGAGGUCUAAAUGUCGAAGAUCUAAAGAAGCGCACCAUGAAGUUCUUUGGACCGGGAUCAGAGUAUGACACGCCCAUCAAUGAUCCGUACAGAGACAAAACAGGGCCAAGACCUCAGCUGCCCAUUGAGGGACCAUGGAGGCAGUCCAGUUUGAAGAGUUUCAUAAAGAAUAUGGAUGCUGGGAAAGAGGAAACAGGCUGUGAGACGGAUUGUCAGAUCGAUGGAGUAGCCAAGCUGGCUCCUGUUGUGGCUUUUUAUGCAGGGCAGCCUGACAUGCUGGAGAAGGUGGAACAGGCCGUCCGUGUCACUCAGAACAGCGACGAAUGUGUUGCAGAAACUUUAGCGGCAGCAAGGUUUCUGGAGCAUUUCAUCUUGAACGGUCCUGAUCCAGGGGCUCUGGAUGCAGUGCUGAAUCAGCUGAAUGAUCCAAAGAGAAAGCAGCCUCAGGAUUUGGAUAAAGCAGUGGUUGGCCACAUUCAUCAGGUGAAGGAGCAUUUAUCAAGGACUCCCCAGGAGAUCAUCCCCACCGUGUUUCCAAACACAUGAGGUUUGCCAGGUGCAUUCCAGGCAGCGCUGCACGGAGUCCUGACGGCCAAGAGCUUUGAGACGGCUGUCAGAGACACCAUGAGCUGCGGUGGGUGCACCUGCAGUCGAGGGUCCUUCAUCGGAGCGUGUUUGGGGGCUCAGGUUGGUCUUGAGGGAAUCCCAACAUCUUGGAGGGAAAAAACCCUGCGAUGCAACUCUGUGUUGGAACACGCCAAGAAGAUUACCAAACAUCUUUAAUGAAGUGAGGAGUGUGAGGUCCUGAGAGCAUCAUAGAAAAAUGUUGAGACUUUUCAGAGCAUUGAAUGAAGGCUUUUGUCUAAACUUAUGUGAGGCAGAAGCCAGAUGUUUUUUUAUGUCUGCAAAAGAAUCAAAAGUUGUUUAUGAUGUUCUUUCACUGGCACUUUUCUUACAUUUAUGAACAGUGAUGUUCAUAAAUGUUGAUGCUGAUAAUUAUUAAGGGUGGUAAAAUGAAGGAGAAAAAGUGCAAAAUUGAUAUGAAAAUAAAAGGAUGUUAAAUAUCUAAAAAUACAACGAUAAAUUGUCAAUUAAGUCAAAAGAUUUCAAAAUGUGUUGAUUUGAAGUAGUCACCAUUCAAUAAAAACAAUUAUCUACUACUGA